This is a messenger RNA of Vitis vinifera (wine grape), 1012 nucleotides long. RefSeq lists its product as uncharacterized. The transcript is spliced from 5 exons. Bases 1 to 576 code for a protein of 191 amino acids. The record is from RefSeq and is a predicted model, not a curated record. NCBI's taxonomy places the organism in Eukaryota, Viridiplantae, Streptophyta, Magnoliopsida, Vitales, Vitaceae.
AUGGCAGAGUUGAAAAUGCUUCCACAAAGGUGUACUGGACAUAAAAACCAAUCAUUGAGCGCCACGUCAAGCUCUCUGCACUUUGUGGGCGCUAGGUGUCUUCUUCGCAUUGGCCACCUCAUCACCUCCCACCAAAAUCCAAAUAGAGAAGGGAGAGAGAGAGGGAGAAAAACGUACGGCAAUGGUGACCCUUCAGAUUCCUGGGAAGGAGAUCCGCCCUGUGUUCUUCUGUGUUUCGAACAGACUCUGGUAGCAUCACAACGCCAAAUUCUUGCUGAAUGGGGGAUAAGGCUGCUGGUUUUGCGAAGUGCUCAAAAGAAUCAUUAUAGAUUGGGAAUCUUAAUAUCAAAUAUAAACAUGAGCUCAUGGUACCUUUUGACUGAAAAAGAUUUUAGCCCCAGGCAGCAAAAUUUAGUGUUUCCACAGGUAUCUGGAAUCGGAAAGUUGUUUCUUGUUUCUUUCAACUAUGAGGGGAAAGUUACUUCAAAAGGAAGUUAUGGAAGUGGCAGACACAUUGUCAUCAUUGCCACAGGAAAGUGCAAGAAAAAUGCAGUGAUGGGAGUACCAAACGGCUAGAGAAUCCACUCUUUUGAUGUGAACUAAGAGCAUCUCGAAUCGAAUUCUUUUAGCAAGACUAGGAUGGAAGAGGAAAUGAUUCUUAAAUCUUGUUUGGGGGGAACCAACCAAAGUGUGGAAGCUUUUGUUGCCCUUAGAUUGCCGUAAUGUAUCAGGCCACAACCAAAGUAAAGGUUCUUGUUAACUUUCCCAAGCUGAGUAUAUUCUGUUGUUUGGUUGUUAUUCUGAUUCAUGGUGGAAAAUUUGCCUCCUCUUCAAACUUAUCUAUGGCAGUUCAGUUUUAUGCUUCCUUUAGGAAAGCUUGAAUCUUUCAGCUGUAGCUGUAACCCCUGAUAGUUUCAAGAUUCCACAUUUGUUUCGACUACCCCCUCUUUGUAACAUUUUAGUGUGAAAAAAAAAUGUUUGAAUUCUUACAAAGAUUCUCAUCUUUCCCUUU